CGGCCUGGAGGCCGAAUGGGCGGGCUGUAUCGCGUGAGCGAGGGAAGGCGCGCGGCCCCUCUUUUCCUUGCGCGGGCGCGCGUUGAUGAUCGAAGAAGGCGAAGCCGUAGGAACGGGCAGGGAGGCUGAUGGCUACGACGGCACGUUGGGAGGUGGUGCGGAAGCCCUCCCGCAGGGGGGCCACCGGGGGCAGCGGCGGCUCUGUAGGGCGAAAGGCACUGGGAGACGCCAACGGAGGACGCGGUCUGGCCCCGCCCAUUCCUUUUACUACUUCAGAAACUCUCUUUGAGCUUGGCUUUGAGAAAUCAACAAAGAAGCAGAAUAAAGAACAGGUGCCUCCGCCACCUGGACGCCAGCAGCAGAAAAAGCAAAAUCCUGGAAAAAAUGCUAAGAAAGGGACAGCUGGAGACAGCGGACAGAACAAGCAAAUCAAAUGCCGGACUCUGGAGGAUGCACUGAAAGCGCUUGAUUUAUCAGAACUCCAGAGAGAGCUUGAUAAAAGCUUGAACCUGUUCCCAGAAAACCCUUCUGUGUGGGUCAAAGAUCUAGCUGGAUAUUUGAACUACAAGUUGCAGGCCAUGAAGAGCGAGCCCACCCUCAGUCAGCACCCUCAUGACUAUCCCUACUGUCUAGUGAACAAAGAACUACGAGGCAUCAUCAAGUCCCUGCUGUUGAAAGCUGGGGGUGUCCUGGAGCUUUUCUUUGACCACUGUAUUUACACAAUGUUGCAAGAGCUGGAUAAGACUCCUGGGGAGUCACUGCACAGCUAUAGGAUCUGCAUACAGGCUGUAUUACUGGACAAGCCUAAAGUUGCUACAGCAAACUUGAGCAAGUAUCUUGAGCUGUUGAGAUCCCAUCAGAAUCGGCCAGCCAAAUGUCUGACCAUUAUGUGGGCCUUGGGGCAAGCUGGUUUUGCUGAUCUUACAGAAGGGCUUAAAGUGUGGCUUGGCAUCAUGCUCCCGGUUCUGGGCAUCAAAUCUCUCUCUCCAUAUGCCAUCAGUUACUUGGAUCGGCUGCUGAUGAUGCAUCCCAAUUUGACAAAAGGAUUUGGCAUGAUAGGGCCCAAGGACUUCUUCCCUCUUUUGGAUUUUGCAUUCAUGCCCAACAACUCUUUAUCCUCCAGCCUGCAGGAGCAGCUUCGGCAAUUGUAUCCCCGCCUGAAAGUGCUGGCCUUUGGCGCUAAUCCUGAGACUUCCCUGCACACUUACUUCCCUUCCUUCCUCUCCAGGACCAUGCCCAGCUGCCCCAGCGACAUGAAGGAAGAGCUCCUGAACUGUUUGACCAAGUGCCUCAGCCUUGAUCCUCUCAGUUUCAGUGUAUGGAGGCAGUUAUACAUCAAACACCUCCCACAGUCAAGCCUCCUCCUGAAUCACUUCUUGGAGACCUGGAACAACACUACCAAAAGGGUGCGAAAAUCUUUACAGGAAACAGUUCAUUCAUUCAGUGUCACAAAUGAAGAGCUGGCUGUGAAAGGACCAAACAGCGUUCAGGAUGUAGCAGCUUGUAGAGCUGCCUGCAAGAACCUGCUGCUGAAGAUGAAAGCCAGCGGGUUUCCUUGGCCACGGCUGCUUUUAGUCCUCCUUGUAUUUACUGCUGGAUUUCUAAUGCAUGAUAUCAAGACUCAUGGCUCCUUCCAAGCUUCUGCCUCUGCACGUGCCCUUCGUUCUUCUGGCAUCCUGUCUGCAACUGAACAAGCCUGGAACAAAGUUUCCCAUUUCUCUAUAAAAGGAUACAGCUGGCUAGAAGCAAAUAUACCAGUCUACUACUCUCAAGUGGCGACUGUGCUUGGACCCAAUUUGGAGUUGGCCUGGGCCAAGACAAAUGAAACUGCUACCUAUAUCUCUGGGAAGUGUUCUGCUCACUUAGCCUGGCUCAGCAGCAACCUCCCCAGGUUCAGUGAAUGGCUUCAGACACAGCUGCCAGAUUCUGUGCUGCAUGGUGCUGAGUACCUCAAAGAAUUACUGCUGUUCCUCAUGCGAAACUACUUUCUGCCUGCUGUGGACUAUGUUGCUGCAUCACUGGACGGAGUCUGGAAAAUGUGGUUGGCUUCUUGCAAUGGUGAAGGGUCCUGGACCUGCCUGAAAAUGCAUCUGACCAGCCUCAUCCAAUCUUCUUGGACAUAUCUGCAGGAUACAACUGUGGCCAUUAAGGACUGGGCUCUUGCCAUCAUCUCUAGGCACUAGCAGUGAUCCUAGGCUCAGAAGCUGGGUAUGAAGUUUAGGCCACUGCUGUCUGAUGGCAAAAGCAGGAUGUACCAAUUUGCUUAUUCUUUAAUCUGGCCAUCAAAACAAAGAACAACAGAACUUUGACUUGUUGCAGAAACUCAGAGCUACCCAGACUAGAUGUCUCCAAGCUCCCCAUCUACUGUGCUGUCAGGCUUGUUCUCAGCUGAGGCCCUCCCAGGCAGCUGUUGGCAGGCUGUCUCCUUCAUAUGACUGCCCCAAGCUUCAAUGGUAAUGACAGCUUUUAAGAGAGCAAUGCAUAUCCCUGCAAUUAUUUUUUUGCAAAUGGAAAAGUACCUCCUCUUUCAGUAAUAUUAUCCAAAAUAAAUUGGUUGCUGGGUUAGUGACUUCCUUUCCUAUCACUUUAUGCAUGGAGCUCUUCUUUUAUUCUUACCUUUUGUCACAAAUGUGCUCCUAAAGUUUUGAGCCAAUCCUACAGUCUGGUGCUCAUAUUGAAUGCUACCUUAUUGGUUUCCUUUUCUCAUCUUUAUUGUAUCUGAGAUACUUCUUGUACAUUUCCCAAGGUUGUGCUAUUACCAUUCCUCAGAGUGGUUGAUACAAUAAUUUCUUUAUACUGAAAGUAAAGGGUUUUGGCCUUUCCUCAAAAAUGCUUUUGCCUUACUGUAUUGUGGAGCAGAAAAUGCAAAGUUGGGUAGGGUACUUUACUUUGGAACACAGCCCUGUUGCAUGUGGGGGUAUUAGGACCUUUCUUCUGUUGGGAGCCACAUACCCUUGAGAAUAAAUUGUAGCAGUCUGGAAUGGAUGAAACUUAAGCAGUAGUAGGCCUAGAGAUGAACAUGGGUGGGCCACUCGUUAUCUUCUGACACUUAACUUCUGGCUUUGUGUCUCUUAUCUCCAUUCCCAAACAGGACAGAUUACUCUUAUGAGAAAUCUGAAUCUGAUACAGGAAAUCAUUUAGCAGAAUUCUGAGAUGCACACAGGCUGAGGGCCAGAUGUUCCCCACCUCCUAGUCUGGGUUUAAACUAAAAAGAAGGGAUGGAUAAGUUACGUCAGGAGACAAGUGGCAUUUUCUUAUGCUCACUCCUUCCCUAGAUGCUUUGUUUUGCUGUAGUCUCUUCAACUGAAUCAGUGGCUUGUAAAUGCCAUUUUGGCUGUGAGUUAUGACCUAUAUACCCUACUUUGCCCUAAAUAUCUUGAAGAGCCAAAGGCUGUCUUUCAGCUAAGAGCUUUGAUGUAUGUGUAUGUUAAAGUAUGCAGUGGGGAAAUAAUAGGUUGGAGAUUGGUUCUUCUUUUUGGCCUGCCCCUCCUAUCCACCAGUUGGUAUCUCAGCCUUUCCUGAACUGGUAUCCUCUGAAUGUACUGGUAUACACUUCCCAUUGUCUAGAGCAGAAGCACACAUCUUUUUUGGAUCAAGGGCUACACUUGACCCUUGAAUGGUAUGCCAAAAAAUAUGCCAGUCUAGGACAAAGAAGCGAUGCCAUCAAGACAGAGAGUUGGUUUCAUUUAAUUUAGCUAUAUUUAAUAUAACUGCUCUUCAUAUAUUUAAUAACUUCAUUAUUUUGGAUGUGUUUGGGGGACUACAAUACCCAAUGUUUCUGAGACCCACAAAUGGAUUUGGUUGUACAUUUCUAGUCUAAAUAUGUGGAUUGGAGCUGUAGUCAAAUAUAUCUGGGAUGCACAGAGAAAGCUGGUUGUGCUUUCAUAAUUCAGUUGUAAAAGUGAGUCAGCUGUAAAAGUGAGUUCUAUGCAGCACAUCUCUCCCUUUAGCUCAGCAGGCUUAUAAUGGUGGACUCAGUCAUGACAAUUGUGUGAGGCUCUUGUCAUGUACAAUAAAGGAAAGUAUAUUUGGUUACAUUACUUGCUUUCAUGUCUGUCUUUGCCAUCUGGCCCUUUCAAAAUUUCUUGCCUAGCAAGACACUUUUUCCUUCCUCUCCUUAAGUUCUCUCUCUUCUCGAUCUGCCUUGUUCUGCCUCCAUGAAUGUCAAAUCAAAUAAAAAAUAUUACAGCCAAAGGUCAGCAAAAGAAAAACAAUUGCAAACAAACUUGCAAAAAGAUGGAUGAUGAUAUAUUAAUAUGUAUUAAUAUAGGAGGAACAUAAUCUUCAGGAUGUAUCACCUGGUACAUUCUUGAAGUUAGGUAACAACUUGGCAGUAUAAAUGAUCUGAAAGUUCUUUGCAGCUAAUAGGAAGUCUAUAUUAUUUAUUAAGAUUUCUGACUGCCCUGGCAUUCUUAUUAAGAAAGGAUAAAUUUUGGUGUAAGGCCAGAUAAAAGCUAC
Molecule: messenger RNA, 4458 nt
Organism: Python bivittatus (Burmese python)
Lineage: Eukaryota; Metazoa; Chordata; Lepidosauria; Squamata; Pythonidae
Gene: TMEM214
Product: transmembrane protein 214
Cellular component (GO): endoplasmic reticulum; Golgi apparatus
Source: RefSeq, a predicted model, not a curated record